Messenger RNA from Ziziphus jujuba (common jujube), 1373 nucleotides. RefSeq lists its product as uncharacterized. Lineage: Eukaryota; Viridiplantae; Streptophyta; Magnoliopsida; Rosales; Rhamnaceae. The record is from RefSeq and is a predicted model, not a curated record. Gene Ontology annotation, biological process: tRNA modification. Bases 71 to 1231 code for a protein of 386 amino acids. The transcript has 7 exons. Gene Ontology annotation, molecular function: RNA binding.
CGGUUGAAAGGGGGAAGCUCAGCGAGUGAGUGUUCUCUCUGGGCCUUCGCUUUUCUUUUGGUUUCUGAAAAUGGCCGCCGAUAACAAAUCCAAGGCCUCUUCCGUAUCCAAUAAUUCCACCACCUCCAAGAAGAGGAAGCAACGCUAUCGUCCACAUAACAAACCAGUGAAGAAGAAGGGUCAGUACCCAUUACAUCCAGGAGUUCAAGGCUUCUUCAUUACCUGUGACGGUGGCAGGGAACACCAAGCUUCUCGUGAGGCUAUUAAUGUUAUAGACUCUUUUUAUGAAGAAUUAGUCAGUGGGAAUGAUUCAGGCAUAAAACUUGCAGAGCUACCCAGGAAACCUUUAAAUACAAAAAUUAAGUUCUCAUAUUCUGAUUCGUCUAGUAGCGAUGAGGAUGAGGAUGAUGAUGACAAGCAGGAGGAGGAGGACAAAGAAGACAAUAAAUCUGCUAGUCACAAAUUGGGUGAUGCGAGUAAUGGUGAAGCCAGGACUGAGACAUUAGAUUCUCAUAAAAAUAAUGAUGAUGUCUGCCCUGAAAAUUAUACAGCAGUAGAACCUAAUGACAACAAAGAGGUCAGUGAAAGUCUUGAAAAUCAAGCAAAUGAAGCUGAGGAUCCACCAGCGAAGAAACAAUGUAUAGAAACAUAUGUGUCAAAACCUGUGAUCCCGAAUAAAGUGGAAGAGAAGUCAGUAGAUAAGCUAAUUGAUGCUGAGAUCAAAGAGCUGGGAGAUACUAACAAGAGGCGCUUCGGCAAGCUUGAUUCGGGAUGUAAUGGUGUUGUCUUUGUUCAAAUGAGGAAAGAAGAUGGGGACCCUGGACCCAAGGAUAUUGUGCAACAUAUUAUGACAUCGGCUGCUGCAACAAGAAAACAUAUGUCAAGGUUUAUCUUAAGAGUCUUACCUGUUGAAGUAGCAUGCUAUGCUUCAGAAGAGGAGAUUACAAAAGCAAUCGCACCUCUUGUGGCACAGUAUUUUCCUGUGGAAACUGAGAAUCCAAUAAAGUUUGCAGUAUUGUAUGAAGCCCGUGCAAAUACUGGUAUUGACAGGAUGAAGAUUAUAAAUGCAGUAGCAAAAUCUGUUCCUGGACCACAUAAAGUUGACCUUAACAAUCCUGAUAAAACCAUUGUAGUUGAAAUUGUUAGGACUGUGUGCUUGAUCGGGGUUGUUGAAAAGUACAAGGAGUUGGCCAAGUACAAUCUUAGGCAGUUGACAUCAGCAAAGCCUUGAAGGACCUUGUUAUGUCUUAAUUUGUGUUUGAAAAGUAUGACAGAUAUUAUGUAUGCUUUUCUCAAGUUUGUGCUGUACUCCCACUUAAAGGUUGUUUCAGAAUGAGAGUCAUCUUUAAAAUAUUUUAAGUUAGUUUAUCGUA